This is a messenger RNA of Rhinocladiella mackenziei CBS 650.93, 729 nucleotides long. RefSeq lists its product as uncharacterized. The transcript is spliced from 4 exons. The record is from RefSeq and is a predicted model, not a curated record. Lineage: Eukaryota; Fungi; Ascomycota; Eurotiomycetes; Chaetothyriales; Herpotrichiellaceae. The coding region runs from base 1 to 729 and encodes 242 amino acids.
AUGGAUUCUCGAACUAAGCUUCUCUUGUUCUGCUUGAUACCGAUUGCAAUCAUUUCAAUCACUCUUUCAGCCAUUGCAUGGUCAAAAAUUGUUACUCUCUCAUUGCCCGCUCCGCUCUCCCUGCCGGUGUUCAACACAUUGAUCCCGAUCGUGGCGCCCAUCCUUACUCCAUUGGCGGCCAGAUUCGCUAUUGGAGCCCGAAAGACUGCGGCCACUCUGCUCCUACCAUAUCUCCGAGAACUAUGGAUGUCCAUUCCCCUGAUCCUCUUCGUCCUGGCAACGGUCUACGCCGCACCCUCGGACCUAUUGUCUUGUGGAAUGCAGACACGGUGGGGCCAUCUGUUUCAAAACAAAGAUGAGCAAGGUAUUCGCGCUAUACAGACAGCAUUAUGCUGUUGUGGCUUCAACUCUCUGCAUGAUCGGGCAUGGCCGUUCCCGAGUCGAGAUGUGGACGCCGGCGCCUGUGAGAGGACACAAGGGUACACGAUCAGAUGUGCGGAUCCGUGGCAGAGGCAGGAGUCGACGGCAGCGGCGCUGACGGCGUUGUCGAGUGUGCUGAAUUGGAUUUUGCUGCAUGUCGUCGAGAUGCUGGUGCAGCAGAAUCGGCGUACAGCAUCUUUUCCAGCCAUCUCUGGGGCAGCGACGGAUCAAACACGGCUAAUCGGAACCGAAGGGGAUGAAGAAGAUAGGGGGGAAAAUCUUCAUCAGACUUAUUCGGGAGCGGAAUAA